AUGUCUCAAAUUAAAUCUAACAAAAAGUUCAAAUGGGCUUUGGACUUCAACCAAAAAAAUCGAACACAAGCAACCGAGUUACCGUCGCCACCAGGUUAUAGUCAGUCUGCCAAUGCGAGCUACACAGAGGCAUCUAGAGACACUGAUUCUAAUCUACUAUUGAUAAAAAAAUUGUGGGAUGUUGCCCUUGGACCCCUGAAGCAAGUGCCAAUGAAUUUGUUCAUAAUGUACAUGGCUGGAAACUCUAUAUCCAUUUUCCCUAUUAUGAUGGUGGGCAUGCUUAUUGUUCGGCCAGUGAAGGCUUUGUUUGCUACCCAGAGCACAUUCAAGAUGGUUGAAGGAACUCAAGCUACUGGACAGAAGUUUGUGUACUUUAUUGGAAACAUUGUCAACAUAUUACUGGCUCUUUAUAAAUGUCAAAGUAUGGGACUAUUGCCAACACAUUCAAGUGAUUGGUUAGCAUUUGAGGAACCCCAAACCAGAGUUGAACACAUUGGAGGAGGCUUAUCCCUUAUAUGA
Molecule: messenger RNA, 519 nt
Organism: Spodoptera littoralis (African cotton leafworm)
Lineage: Eukaryota; Metazoa; Arthropoda; Insecta; Lepidoptera; Noctuidae
Source: the annotation of a GenBank genome assembly